Molecule: messenger RNA, 4163 nt
Organism: Schistosoma rodhaini
Lineage: Eukaryota; Metazoa; Platyhelminthes; Trematoda; Strigeidida; Schistosomatidae
Source: the annotation of a GenBank genome assembly
AUUCCAUCUUAUUCAAUAUUAAACAGCGAUGUAUAUAUUAAAACAAAAUAUCAUAGUAACAAUUUAAUAAAAAAGUAUAAUAGAAAGUGAAUCAGGAUUAAUUUCUAUCAUCUCAUAAUAAUGGAUUAUGUGUAAAUUAUUAUUUUUUUAAAAUUUUUUCUUGUUGCUAUGAGAACACAAAUACCAAUUAGUAACUAUGCUAAAAAUGAAAAAAAAAUUUAUUUUAACUGAAACAAUCAAUUAAUAAUUAGAUACAAUGUAUUUUAAUGAAUUUUUUCUAUUAUCAAUUAUUACUUCUUUUAUAUAUUAUGUUCAUGGACAAAAUCAAUUAUAUUCAUUACGUUCAAGACGUUUAUUACCUGCUGAUUCUUAUACAAUAUUAGGUCAAGCUGGUUUAAGACGUUUAGGUCAAUGUAAUAUUACAUAUGCAUGGUUAACAUCUCCACCAACAUCAACUUUAGAUGCAUAUGGUCAUGCUACAGCAUGUAAAAGAUUACAAUUAUUAAAUGGUGAAAUAAUACCUAUCUCAUCUUAUGAUCAUCCAAAUAAUGAUUUAAUGAAUAAUGAUGAAGAUAUCAAUCAAGCUGAUAAAGAAUUAAAAUCUAUUAAUAAAGAAUGGUCAGCAUCAUUAAUUGAUUUAGAACGUUUAGAUAUAUUAAUACGUGCUGAAGUCAUGGGUAUUGGUCAAUCAAAACAAUUAGCAAAUGAUCCAAGAUAUUUUUUUCUUGCUGAUCGUGUUGGUGAUUUAAAUUUAAUGGCUGUUCUACGUCCAGAUAAACAAUUAAAACUUGAAUUAAUUAAUCCAUUAGCUUCAGAACAUUUAGUUUUAACACCACAACAUGUUCUUUGUUUACGUAAACAAUGUCCUUCAACUAUACAAGAUGUAAAUAUGAAUGUAUCUAAACAAGAUAACACUAGUAUAAUAGCUGGAACUAAUGUUAAUAUUGCAGCACUAACUAAAGCUGAACGACAAAAUCGGGAAUUAUAUAUGCAAUUAGUUAUAUCACGUGUUGCCUGUGCUUUAAUUAGUUUUAUGUGUGUAGUUUUUGCAAUGACUUCAUUAACAUUAUGUAUACGUCUUAGACAAAAUCCGCAUUUUUAUAAAAGACGUAUGAUACGAUCAUCUCAAGCUAGUAUUUGUAAAGAACCUCAUCCAUCACCGACACCAUUUUGUCAAGUUAAUGGUAAAGUAAAUAUGAGUCAAGUAUCACCAUUAUUUAUUACAGAUCAAUCUCCAAGACAUUAUGGUAUAACACAUAUACCAAGUGAAACAGCUAGUAUGAAUAAUAUUGUAAUGACAGCAAGUAAUAUGAGUACAUGUGAUCCACAAAAUGGUUUACAAAAUAUUCCUAUUUCCUAUUCAGCAUUAGGUACACAAUAUGCACAAAUAUCAGGUUAUCCUAUAUCUGGUGCACCUAUUGCAUCAUAUAAUGAUAAUUCUGGUUUAAUAACUAUUUAUCCAAUACCAUCACGCGGUUCAAUUAGUUCAACACAACGUGGUUUAUUAUUACAAUGUCAAAAUGGUUCAGUUAGUCCAGCACCUUCAAAUCAUUCUGAUGGAAAAAAUGGUAUAACACGUACUGGUUCAUUAGGUAGAUAUUCACGUAAUAGUGUAUGUUAUGGUGAUAGUACACGUAAAAAAUUAUUAUAUCAAAUUAAGAAAUCCCAUCAAAAUUUAUCACAAACAAUUAAACAACAACAACAAAAUGAUCUUACUACACCAUUGACUAAUAAUCGUCCUAUGCCCAUAGUUCAACAACAACACCACCACCUUCAACAACAACAACUUCAUCCAUCUAUGAAACAUGAAGAUAACCUAUCAGGUAAACCAGACGACUUAAUCUCUUUUCAAUAUACACCUAAUUUUACAACAGUAUUACAUCAUUAUCCAACAGAAUUACAAUAUAAUGACAUUAAAACUAUCCCUAAUAUAGAUAUAGAAGAAACAAAUUCAGAUCUUAUAAAAUCUAAUCAAUUUAAUCAUGUCAAUGAACCAUCUAUUAGUGUUAUACGUAAACCAGCUCAUGUCAAUUAAUCAAUUCAUUCAUUCAUUGAUAAACAUUGAAGGAAACAACAAAAAGAAAAAAAAACUUUUUUGUUGCCAAGUGCCUUUAUUGAUCUUAUCUUAUUGACUAUCAUCAAUCAAAAGGUUAAAUCUGUUACAGAUUCAUUAUUCUCAAUAUGAUCAAAGUAUAUAAAUAAGAUUUUAUAACAUUGAAUAUUAAAUAUUCUGAGUAUUAUUAUUUCAAUUUGAAAAAAAAUUGGAUAUUUACAUAUAGAAAUAAACAAUUUAGUAAGUUGAUCAAAUUCAUUAUGUAUAUCACUAUGUAUGCAUGGACGUAUGUAUGGGUGCGUGUAUGUAUGUAAUUACUUAUUUACUUUUGUGUGUGUGUGUGUGUGUGCGUGUUAAUUGAACAUUGUACAUCAUAUUAGACCGGUUUGUGUUUUUUUCUUUUCUUUUUUCUUUCUUUUUUUGUUUAAAACGACCUCAUUAAUUAGUGAUCUUUUUUUGUUUUUUUAAAAGAAUAUUGGCAUUUGUUCUAGUUUCUAUUAAUGUUUUCUUUCAUAUUUUGAACUGGUUGAAUUAAGUACUGGUUCACUCUAUUAUGGUUUUAUUCCAUUUUGAUUGUUUUAUAUUAUGACAUAAACAAGUGAAUUUUUCAAGUGAUAUUUUCAAAAGGAAACCCUAAAUGGAUAAAGUGUGUUUUAAUCGCUUGAUUAUUUAUUUUAAACUUUUACAGAAGAAACAGUUUACUGUCAUUAUGAUUGUUUUUCUUUUCUUUUUUUUUUUUUGAAAGUGACUUGUUUCAGCCUUGUAAACAUCUGUCAUUUAUCAUGAUGUAUUGUGAAGAUUAAAUAUAAUGUACCCUAUUAAUAUCGUGAAAAGACAUUUUUAGACUUUCAUUGAAACAUCAGAUUAUUGUAUUCAUCACUAAGUAAUGUUAGUUGAGGUAACUAUGAUCUACAAAAAAAUAAAUAAAUACUACUUCGUAGAUGGAAGCUCUUCAGUGAUGAUGAAACGAUCCCGAAAAUUAUUUAGAACUGAUAAGUAUGCGUUUUGAUCAGAUGUAUAUUUUUAUUGUAGCAUAAAAUGAAGAAGUGUUGAAGUAGAAUGUACUAUACUGUCUAGUAACGAUGUUUUAGUCCAAAGAAAGAAUUAUCCAUCAAUUAUAACAGUUCAUUUUUCGUUUAAGACUUAUAUUGAAAUAUCUUGAAAGUUGGUAAUCUUCCCUAUAUAUGUUGUCGAAGAAUAACUUAUUAAGUAUUUAAUAUUUUUAUCACUUCAGUGAUUUGUGGAGAUUAUAGCAUUUUUACAGUUGAAAUCAUGAGUCGAUCUAAACGGAACCAUCAUUGAAAACCUGAGAGCACUGGAUGGCUGUUUUAUUAAAGUAUGAGACUUCUCACAAUUGUGUGUCCACGAUACCGCUGUGGGAAUAGAAUCCGGGACCUUCGUUCUUGUAUGUGAACGCUUAAGUUCCAGACAACUGAAUCGGCAUCCAACAAUCUUCAUGUCUAUCUUUAACCAAACCAUGAUCUUGUGCAACUCUUCAUCAAUUGUCUUAAAUGGAUAACUGUCUCAAACCUGACACGUAUUGGACUCCACAAGUCCUGGCUUCCCAUUAGAACCCCAGGAGUUACAUCUCAAAGCUAUUCACUAGUGAGCACAUGAUUUUUUUCAGUAUGUGGAUUUGUGUAGAUUGUUCAGUUUAGAUAGAUAUCAUAAAUGGAACAAUACUGAGAAAUCCCAUGCUAGAACGAUUAUCCAGUUCUCCUACAUUUUCAAUGGUAAUCUAACAUUGUUCCAUUCACCAUAUCAAUGUAGCCAAUUAAACUAGUUAAAACGUUGAUUACCAUAUCACUGAUAUCUAUUUCACUUACAUGUGAAUAUCAUAAAUAUCAUGGCUAACGUUAUCUGGUUAGCGUUUUUUUAGCGUGUUAGCUUUUUGACGGAUGAGGUCACUAACCUCAUACUCAACACUCGUCCUUUAUCCAGGCUUGGGACCGGCAGUAGCCCCCGGAGGAGCUACAGGUGGAGUUAUAAAUAUUAUGAAUUGAUUAUAAUUAUUCAACAAAAAAGGCAACUGACUUAAUGUCCAAUAAUCAUUUAUUUUUAAUCCAUCAACUAUAUAAGAUAUUAUACCAUAGUAACCAAACACUAAACG